Messenger RNA from Coccinella septempunctata (seven-spotted ladybird), 5371 nucleotides. It is a transcript of the gene kibra, whose product is annotated as protein kibra. Gene Ontology annotation, molecular function: molecular adaptor activity; kinase binding. Gene Ontology annotation, cellular component: cytoplasm. Bases 193 to 3876 code for a protein of 1227 amino acids. The record is from RefSeq and is a predicted model, not a curated record. Lineage: Eukaryota; Metazoa; Arthropoda; Insecta; Coleoptera; Coccinellidae. The transcript is spliced from 9 exons. Gene Ontology annotation, biological process: cell migration; negative regulation of organ growth; regulation of hippo signaling.
CUCACGUCUUACUAGCUUCGUACUUCAGUCAGUCGCAUUCCAUUCCUCAGGCUACGGUAUUCGAUUGGUUGAAACAGUGACGUCACCUAUGGAACUGCUCAUGAUAAUAUGGUAUUCAACAUGGCUGUGCAGUUAGUGUUCUGUGUUGUGUGUGUUAGUUAAAGUGGUUUUAUAUGAAUUUUAUAACGGAUAAUGCCUCGAAAACGAAAUGGUGAGAUACCUUUACCAGAAGGUUGGGACUAUGGCCAGGAUUACGACGGCAAAAUCUAUUUCAUAGACCAUAUUUCUAAGAAAACAACUUGGAUAGAUCCCAGAGACAGGUUCACCAAGCCACAAACGUUCGCAGACUGUAGGGGAAACGAAUUACCUUUAGGAUGGGAAGAAGCAUAUGACAAACAAAUAGGACAAUAUUAUAUAAACCACAUGACACAAAGCACCCAACUAGAAGAUCCUAGAUUAGAAUGGCGGUCUGUACAAGAGGCGAUGCUACGAGAGUACCUGCAAACAGCUCAAGAUGUCUUAGAGGCCAAAAAAGAUAUAUAUCAAGUAAAGUCCCAGAGGCUGAUGUUAGCUCAAGAUGAGUAUGAACUUCUAACAAACGCUUUAGCAACACUGAACACUUCUAGAACAAGCUUAUGUUCGUCAUCUAGCAGUCUCAGUACCAAAUACGAUCCUGACUUAUUAAAGUCCGAUGUAGCCAUGGCAAAAAAUAGGGUAUCUAGAUUAAAGUCAGAACUGGAACAGAUACGAAAUGAGAUGUCGUACACCCAAAGAGGAGUGGAUACACUCACCAGCGUGGAACAAAAGUUGAGCUCUCAACAGGGAACUUGUUACAAUCUGGGAGAAGCUCAGGCCAUCAUGGCGGAAUUGCGAAAUAUCCAAAUGUCCCUUUCUUCGGGAGAAAAAGAGAAACAAGAACUGAUGCAGUCGCUCGCAAAAUUAAAGGACGAUCUAACACGACUACAACUAUCUGAAAGUUCUCCUGAUGUGUCUACCCUGAGCCUUCCCCAAGAAAAAUUGAGCACAGCUUCACAAACCGACUUGUGUUGUGAAUCUGUACCUAUAGGGACCAGAUUAGCGGAAAUGGCGAAAAUGAGACUGGAAUAUGACGAAGCAAGGAAGAGGGUGCAGCAUAUUCAACAGAAACUAGCGGAUUUGGAGGAGAAGGUGCAGCCGGGACAAGUGGAAUCAGAUAAAGAUAGAUUACUGUUGUUCCAAGAGAAAGAACAACUGUUGAGAGAAUUGAGGAGCAUUACACCUAGAAUGAGAUCCAAAGAAGAGAUGUAUGAUAUACAGAAUGAAUGUAAAAAAUUAGAACAAGAUUUAAACAAAGCUCUGGAGGUGUCCAAUAGAGCGAUAGCUGAUAGAUUGAAAUUGCACGAAGAAAAACAAUUACUUCUGCAGCAGCUGAAAGACGGUCUUAGAACAAUGACCCAUUUAGAAUCGCAACUGAAGACUUUAUCUGCAAGCACCUUAUCGGUCAGUAGUAGUUCUAGCUUGGGAUCGCUUUCUACCACCAGUAGCAAAGGGUCUCUUAGCUCCGGACUUAGUUUCACAGAUAUUUACGGCGGGCCCCAAACUACCGGAUCUCAAAAUUUAGGUAAACCAAUUGACAUGGCGGAUUUACACAGGAGAGUGGAAAGGCUGUUGAAAAAUAGUGAUAACUCUCCUCAUACACAUUCACCGGGCAGGAGUCAACCUUCCUUAUCACCAAGAAGUUCAUUAUCCUCAGUAUCACCACCAGUAUCUCCUAUGUAUGAGAACUUGCCUUUAACUUGUGCGCCUCCAAGUUAUGAACAAGUAGAACGAGAUAGGAGAUUGCAGUCGGAACAAAGUCUAAACGAAAAACUGAUGGAACUGAGGCUAUCAAAUCCGUACUUGAACAGUUCCUCCCAAGAAUUCUCGAACAUUCAAAGAGUGCCAAUACCUAAUUUGUCCCCACUAACUGAUCUCCUGGAACAGCAAGCGAACAACAUGUCUCAAGGCUCUGGGCUUGGAAGGCCUCCGAGAUAUUCCUUGGAAUUCACGGGCGAUCCACCCUUAUCUCCGAUUUCCGAGACUCCUCCACCAAUUAUCGAUCAUGACGAGCUGCUCCAAGGAACGACCCUGUCAAGGACCUCCUCGUCCGGUACCAAUACUAGGUCUGUGAGUGCAGCGGUCAGUGAUGAGUCGGUAGCUGGUGAUUCGGGAGUGUUUGAGGCGUCUAAUAAAAAGAGGAACUCAAUUUUCGGACCUGAACUAGAUGCAGACACUGCGCAAGUGCAGAUCAAGCUUAAAUAUGUCACUGGCGAUAACAUCUUAAACGUUUGCGUGGAACGAGCCAGGAAUCUAGCUGCUCUUUGCAUGGAGGAAAAUUCCCAGGUAUGCAUCAAAACAGCUCUCCUUCCUGCCAGCACACCUUACCCUUCAGUUUACUGCACAACCUUCGUCCGCGACUUGAGGAAGCCAAUUUUUGGUGACGUGUUCAAUUUACCUGUACCUGCCAAUAAAAUAAACACCAAAACAUUGCAAGUAAACGUAUGGAAUACGGUUGAAGGACAACAAGAGAAAUGCGUGGGUUGUGCACAAGUCAGCUUGGCAGACUUCAAUGUACAGAGUGUCUCCCAAAGAUGGUACAAUAUCCUCAGUCUUCAAUUAUUCGACCCUUCGAUCAGUUCAUACCAUAACAAACAAGAAUCGGAUAUCUCCAUUGGUAAAAAUGAAGAACUCACUAAUAAACAGGUUGGAGUGAAAGAAGAGAGUUCUGAUGAUUCCACAAUAAUCUCAUCACAAACGUCCACCCUAACCAGGAACCAAGAUGGCGUUUGUUUUCAGCCACCCAAUUUCAACCUCGAUUUUGAAGAGUUGGUGAACUGCUUGGGCAAUACUGAAGAAUAUAGUGAUGAUUCUGAAGAUGAUGAAGAGGAAGGGAUAACUGUUGCGUUUGGAAAUAACGAUGGGUUAGAGGUAGUAUUAGAGCAUUGUGAUGGGGAGGAUGAUGAUCAUGAGGAAGAAGAGGAAAAAUAUCACGAUAAGGAAACGAAUACGGAAUGUGCUUUCUAUCCGGAACAUGCAAAACAAAUGAAAUUGGCAGCAAGUACCGGUGUCAGUGCUAUGGAAGAUAGAGGUGCAAUCAAAAGAUCACAGACUUUUUCGCCCAGUGCGCAUAUUUCUAAAAAUCAAUAUAUUUGUAAAUUGAAUCGAAGUGACAGUGAUAGUGCAAUGCCUCUCUAUAGAAGAGGAAGCAAACCAUUCGAGAGAAAUGCGGUGGAGCGAAGAUCUUUGAGGUUUAGACGUGGACCGGGGUCGAUGGCUCUGUUGACAUCGAGCAAAUCUCAUUCUCACCUGCCAACAACCGCCAGAACUUCGUUAGAUCUAGAAUUGGACAGGCAGGCGCAACACACUAGGUUAGAAAUGCUGAAUAGCGAAGUUACGCGGCUCAGAGAUCUAAAGACAAGACUGGAACAUGCGAAGGAGAAGGGCGACUCUGAACUGGCUUCAUAUUUAUUGGAAGAUCAACAUUUUCAGGACAUGAUAUCUCAAGCGGAAAGUUCGAAAAUGACCAGAACAGACGAAGAGAAAAAAGUUGAAAAAAUGUUGCGGAAAGUGUCUAAGGAAAUAUAUAAACUCAGGAAAACAAAAGCAGGAAAUGGAAAGCCUGACUUGAUUUCUUUCAAAGAAAAAAUGGCCUUUUUCACUAGAGUGAACACCAAUGUGCCUUUCUUGCCUUCAGAUGAGUGCCAUUUAGAUAGGCUUCUAUCAAAGCAAGUAGAAGAGGAAAAAUCCCAGUGCCCAAUAGAAAAUGUAAAUAGAAUUAAUGAUAAUGAAACGAACUUGAAAGAAUCCUCUGAGAGAUACGACUAUGUUAUUGAUCGUGUUAUGGGUGUGGAGGUGUAACGCAAACUGAUUUAAAUGUAUGUUUUGUACUUUUCUUGUUAUUGUUUCUAUGAGAUGCCACUAUGUAUUGUUUUGAUGUCCAGUGCUCUGGUACCGAUUUUAUCAAUGUAUUCAUUGAGUUAACAGUGAAAAGAGCUGUGAGUUUGAUGCUGAUGCUAAAAAUUUUACACAACCAGAAUUGAUUCAAUAGUUUUUUUGACUGUUUUUUUUUUAAUUCAGUGUAUAUUGAAUCAAAUUUUUUCAUUCCAAGUAAGUCAUCCAUUCUUAUAAAAAUGUAAUUGCAAUGUUCCCAUAUGUUGUGGACAGUAGUAGGUUUCAUGAAACUUUCAAGCGAGCAUAGUUUUUGUGUUCAAGUGAGUAUUAAGAAAUUAAAAUUAAGGAUUAUUAAAACGGUAAUAAUAGUAGAGAAAACAGGAGUAUUUGUUGAUAAUACAAAUUGUUUUCUCUUCUAAUCUACCAUUAACAGUACAGUUGAGAAAAUAACUUCAUGAAUAAAUUUUAAUUUUUUUCCAUCAAUUCAUCAACAAAAGCAUUAUUUUAAUUGAAUUUACUUUCAGUCUGGGACGAUGAAUGUUGUUUAGAAUGGCGCUUAAGUUGACGAAAUUGUAACAGGAUAAAUAUUUUAAUUUUAUCUUGCAAUAUUUUCUUGCAUCAAGGGUGGUCUUGAAGAUGGUAUUUUAUUAAUUUACUAUUGCUUUUCCUAGAGAUUAUCAUUCAAUUUCAAAAGAAUUUCAUUUAUUUCAUUGAUUAAACAUGAAAAGCAACUGAAAAUUGAGAUCAUCUUCAUAGUUUUGAAAUGUGUCUUAACCAAAGAAGUGUCUUGAGUCUUUGUGAUUAGAAAAAUCAUCAAAGGAGUAUUCCUUUUAUAUUUUAUUUCGCCCAAAAUUUCAUUGUGAAGAUUCAAGUUGUUAAUAAUUAAUUUUUUCAUACAUUAGUUUUCUGGAGUACAAAAGUGGCAACUCCAAAUGAAAUAUUGUUAAUUAUUGUGCCUUACUUAAUGUCACUGGCAAGUUGAGUAUAAUGGGAGUCUAUUGUGAUUGUGUGCCUUCAGAUCUGAUUAUAUCAUGAAUAAUAUGUGAUUAUAAUACUCAAAGUGCUUGAAAUAUCCCUUAACUGGACAAAUGCAGUUGAACUUUUUUGUAUGUCUGUUUUUGUAAUUUACAUGUUUCAUACAAUAUUUUAGUACAAUUUUUCAAUCUUUGUUACCAUACUCUUUUUUAGUUAUUUAAUGUAAAGAAUUAUUUAUGAAUGAUUUCACAUAAAGCUUGAUCUUUUUCCUGGAACUUUUCCAACUAUAUUAGUUGGUGUUAUAUUAUUAUAGAAAUUAUUUUGCGAUGGUUCUUCGUGAAUUUUUUCUACCUGUAUAUUGUGUAAAUAUUCGAGAUAUUUUACUUUUCUUAUAUAUAUUGUACAUAAUAUAAAUAUAUAUGACAUGUUUUAGAAACAUGAAUAUGUUCUGAAUAAAGAUGAAAAAUAUAUUAUAUGGUUCAAAUAA